AUGUCCGAUCUGGCCCUACCUGAUGACGAUGACGGCGAUGUCUUCCUCGGCACGAUCAGAGUGAAAUGCCUCGCGCAUGCUGAUGACAUCGUGCUCACUUCGCCUCUCUUCCGCGAAGAGUACGCCAAGUGGUGUACGGGCUCACUCAUCACUUCCACUUGGUCAGAGCUACCAGAGCGCACGGACCUCGACACCCAGACGCGUCAGAGGUACGGCUUGGGAGAUCCUGUAUUGGGCACCCUGCGUCUGAGAUUUCACUGGCGGCAUCUCGCUGCACCUCUGAGCGAGCGGGAAGAAGACUCGAGCCGCACCGCAAAAGGGCAGGAGCUGAAUCGCCGGGCAUACGGUGAAGAUAGCGUCACGGAGCGCGUCCCUUCGCGUCCAGAGCAUGACGCCAUCGCUAUCUUCCCCGACCUACGCGCAACGACAUCGUCAUCGACCUGGAAGAACAAGAACAAGGCGUUCCCACACAUCGUCGGCACGAUCAAAGUCGCAUCCAGCGAACGCUAUUCCACCUUCUGCUCCACCGCCCUCUCAGUCGCGCAUGCCGAUCGUUCGCAGGGCAACCUCAGGAGCACCAGAGUACGCCAGAGUUCCUUCACGCUGCGCGGUCUACCUGCUGACCUGUUGGUGUCUCGCAUCGUCGUCUUUCGCUUUGCCACGUUGGCUGGCUCGUCACACGGACGAUCGAACCGGCUCGCCGGGCGUCAAACGUAG
This is a messenger RNA of Epithele typhae, 717 nucleotides long. RefSeq lists its product as uncharacterized. NCBI's taxonomy places the organism in Eukaryota, Fungi, Basidiomycota, Agaricomycetes, Polyporales, Epitheliaceae. The record is from RefSeq and is a predicted model, not a curated record. The transcript is spliced from 10 exons. Bases 1 to 717 code for a protein of 238 amino acids.